AUGUGGACCAUCGAGGACGGCGCCACUGUGGUCGUCACGCUGACAAAGGCAAACCAGAUGGAGUGGUGGAAGACGGUGAUCGCGGGGGACGCGGAGAUCGACCUGCAGAAGGUGGUGCCGGAGAACUCCAAGCUAGACGACCUCGACAGCGAGACGCGGCAGACGGUGGAGAAGAUGAUGUACGACCAGCGCCAGAAGGCGAUGGGGCUGCCCACCUCCGAGGAGCAGCAGAAGCGGGACAUGCUGGCCAAGUUCAUGGCGGCCCACCCCGAGAUGGACUUUUCGCAGGCGAAGAUUUGCUGA
Messenger RNA from Trypanosoma conorhini, 303 nucleotides. RefSeq names its product nuclear distribution protein C like protein. Gene Ontology annotation, biological process: protein folding. Lineage: Eukaryota; Euglenozoa; Kinetoplastea; Trypanosomatida; Trypanosomatidae. The transcript has a single exon. Bases 1 to 303 code for a protein of 100 amino acids. Gene Ontology annotation, cellular component: cytoplasm. The record is from RefSeq and is a predicted model, not a curated record.